Messenger RNA from Micropterus dolomieu (smallmouth bass), 2103 nucleotides. Its product is annotated as SNARE_SNAP25N and SNARE_SNAP23C domain-containing protein. The record is from RefSeq and is a predicted model, not a curated record. Gene Ontology annotation, cellular component: plasma membrane; SNARE complex. The transcript is spliced from 8 exons. Bases 166 to 798 code for a protein of 210 amino acids. Lineage: Eukaryota; Metazoa; Chordata; Actinopteri; Centrarchiformes; Centrarchidae. Gene Ontology annotation, molecular function: voltage-gated potassium channel activity; SNAP receptor activity; syntaxin-1 binding. Gene Ontology annotation, biological process: synaptic vesicle priming; exocytosis; synaptic vesicle fusion to presynaptic active zone membrane.
GGAACAACAGGUUUCUUCCGCAGACUGCGGAUCGUUUAAAGCUUAUAAUCCGGACACGAAGUCAAAGAGAAGCUGAAGAAGAGCUGCAGAAAGGUGUCAAAACCACCUGAUGCUGCAGCCUAAUCCGGUCACCUGGGACUGAACACACACACACAGAGGGCCAACAUGGCGUCAGACCCACCCAUCCUGACAGAGCAGCAGGAGCUGCAGAGGAGAGCCAAUCAGGUCACAGAUGAGUCCCUGGAGAGCACAAGGCGGAUGGUGCAGCUGGUUGAGGAGAGUAAAGAUGCUGGGAUCAGAGCUUUGGUCAUGCUGGAUGAACAAGGAGAGCAGUUGGAGCGUGUAGAGGAGGGCUUGGAUCAGAUCAAUUCUGACAUGAAGGAGGCCGAGAAAAACCUGACUGACUUGGGCAAGUGCUGUGGCCUCUGCUCCUGUGAUAAACUGAAGGCCUUUGAGGAAAGCGGGGCGUACAAGGCAGUUUGGGGCGGAGCUUCCGGUCAAGAUGGCGUCAUGUCCAAUCAGCCGCCGUCGUCUCGAGUCGUCGAUGAGAGGGAGCAAAUGAUCAUGAGCGGAGGAUACAUAGGGAGGGUGACUAAGGAUGCCCGCGAGGACGAGAUGGAGGAGAACCUGACGCAUGUCGGCAGCAUCAUCGGGAAUCUGAAGAGCAUGGCCCUGGACAUGAGCAACGAGAUAGACACGCAGAACGUCCAGAUCGACCGCAUACAGGGAAAGGCCAUUCUCAACAUGUCCCGCAUCGACGCUGCCAACCAGAAAGCCAACAACCUCAUGAAACGAUAGAAGGAGCGCUCUUCCAUUUCACUCUAUUUUUUCCCUACUACCUGCAGUUACUAUGCUUUUGCAUGCUGUGCCAAAGUGUUGCCGCCGUCAUUCCAUGCUUUAAAUGUAGGUCAUAGUGUUUUCAUCGUGAAAACUUGCUGGAUGUUAUUUCUCUGCUACAGUCAGUAGUGAGGUUACAGAGACCCAUGAAGUGUUCAUUAUCUCGUGUUAUAGUAUUCCUAUUUAUUCUAGGUAUAGUCUUUGCUGUGACACGGAUAUGACAUAACCCUUUUUGAAAGGUGUCGCGUGAUUAUUAUGACUCUAUUUCUGUGGGGAUUUCACAGCAAGGCCUUUGUCGCUUUGCAUUUCACACUUCGUAUUUCCCCUCAAGGUGGCCUCUGCGGUCACUCAGCAGAGAGUUAGAUCAGAUCCCUGUGGGGAAACUGGGUCAGUGCAGCGGCACCAUCACCACCAGCAGCAGCAGCAGAGAGCACAAUCAGACAACAACCAAAUCAUAUAAAUCAAGAAAUCAUUUCACAAAAGGUGAACAUGUGGAGAGCAGCACAGCGAAGAGCGACUCCGUGGGCCGGGGCGUGUGGCCUUUCUCUUGUACCGGACAGAUAUUUAAAAAAACUAAAGGAUAACUCUGUGUGCAGAAUAUAUGUCCACAUUUCUCAAAAGAACAAAUACACUACCAGCAACCAGUUUAUUUCCCAAUGUAAACAUGAGUGUAACCCACACACCCCUCCCCCCUUCCUCUAGGCUGAAAUGUUGCACAGAGGGUGAAACACGUGCAUGAUGGCGCCCUCUGCAGGCGCUGCAGGGUUUUGCCCACAAGAAGGAAACACGCAUUUGUCCCCAGAGGAGGAUCUCUGGCGACACCAAGCGGAGCAAACAGGGAACCUGCUCCUCCUGACCUCCCUCCCAUCUUCUUUCUUCUCCGUGUUGAUAUAAAAUGGUGGUGAAAUCACGAUGGGUUGGUUUGUUUUUCUUAAUCUUAUUCCAUAAGAAGAAGGAGGGGGGAUUUGAUCUCACUUACACUGUCAAACUAACAGGAAUCACAGCAUUUGUUGAAAAGAGAAAAUGUUAUUGUGUUGUGCUUUUUGUGUUUCUCAUUAUAGCCAAUUAGAUCUUUUGUGUGACUUUUUUGUAGCUGCUCUGUCGUUGUUGUUCACAAGCAGCCAGUCUUGUGUGUCGUGGAGUAAUGCUGGAAUCAAUGGUUUGUUUAAUGGUGUGGUUAUUAAUUAUAUGUUAGCACAAAGCAGUUGGUGACCUUGGCUCACCUGAACAAGGCCUCCAUACUUUUCUCACAGGAGGGUGAAGAUA